Molecule: messenger RNA, 2125 nt
Organism: Paramecium sonneborni
Lineage: Eukaryota; Ciliophora; Oligohymenophorea; Peniculida; Parameciidae
Source: the annotation of a GenBank genome assembly
AUGAACGACUAAAUAGAUGUAGAUUUCCAGCAAUUUGAAUUUGAAGGAAUAUUAGGAUAAGGAUCUUUUGGAACUGUGUUUAAAGCAUUUAAUAAAGAUACAUAAUAAACUGUAGCUGUAAAAGUAAGUGAUUGAAAUACUUAACUUAUUGUAGGUAAUAAAGAAAAAAUAAAUGCUAUAAUAUGGGCAAUUAAUGUAGGAAGCACAAAUUUAGUAAGAAUUAUAACAUCCAAACAUUGUUAAAUUUUUUGGAGUUUAUGAGACUGAAAAUAAGAUCCUAAUAGAAAUGGAGCUUAUAUCAGGAGGUAAAGAUGAAAUAAAAAAUAGGUUCAUUAAGUUAAAUAACGAAAUGUUCCGAAGAAUAAGCCAAGUAUAUAAUGUAUUCAAUUUUUAAUGCAUUACAGUAUAUGCAUAAUAACAAUAUUGCACAUAGAGACUUAAAACCUGAAAAUAUACUUGUUACUAAUGAUCUUAGUUUUGUGAAAGUAACUGAUUUUGGAUUAAGCACAGGAUAUUCAUAAUUAAUGACAAAAUAAUGUGGGACACUAAUAUAUAUGGCUCCAGAAUAAUUAAAUAAUAGGGUAUAUAAUAAAGCAAUAGAUAUUUGGGCUGCUGGAGUUAUUAUGUAUUAACUUCUUGUUGGUGAACAUCCAUAUUAUAAGAAAGGAUGUGAUAUAGCAUAAUCUUAAUUGGCAAUGCAUGAAAAAUGCAAGAAAACUUUGAAUGGGUACUAAAAACAUUAUUAAUCCAGAGUACUUAAUUCAGUCUAUUUCGAAGAUUGACCGAAAUUAAUCCAACUAAACGUUAUAGUGCUACUUAGGCUAUGUUACAUCCUUGGUUUAAUAAUGGAGGUGAUGAACCUUUGAUUAUGGAAGAGUAAUUUUAAUAAUGGAAACAAUCUCAAAAGUUUUAAAUUAUCAUCUCACUUUUGAUGUUCCUAAUCAAACUUGGUUACAAAAAGGUACUACAUAAUAAAGAAUUUUAUCAUUAAAUCUCAAACAAUAAAAAUAAUAUCAAAAAACAAGAUUUUUUGACCAAUUAUGAUUAAUUAUUUGCUGAUUACUAAAAAUCUUUAACAGAUGCCUAGAAAACAAAAUUAUCAACUGUUGCUCUUACUCCAAGAUAAGAAUAGAGUAAUGACAAUACUGGACAAAAUAUUUUUCGAUCUUCAUUAAUAAAGCCUUUGAAAUUAUAAUCUACUAUUAAUGUACAUAAUGCAAUACGAGGCAUCAAUACUAAUUCAUAAAAUUAAACCCCAUAACUUGUUGAUGAUUUUGAUUAAGAUUCAACUAUGAAGUUCUCUUAAUAAUCAUGUUAAAUUAAGGAAAGAAUAGAAAAAUAGCUUAUUCGUCCUUAAAUUAUGAUUCAAUCACAACCUACUAAAUUUAAUAAUAAUCCUUCUGAAAAUGAUAACAAUAUACAUGAUAAAGAUCCUCAAUCAUAAAAAUAAGAAUAAUAGGGUUAAUAAUCAACAGCUAUAAAUAAUACAAGUGUUAGUCCUAUUAAAUCUCCUUUAAAACGAAAAAGAAUUAAAAGAACAUAAAUUAAACAAUAUCUAAAUUAAGAAAUCAUUUAAUCUAAUUUACAAUAAAUGCAAAAUAUUACUUAAAAAACAUAAUAAUUGUAAUAAUAUUAGCAAUAAUAAUAACAAUAAUUAUAAUAGCAACAAUAAUAAUAAUAAUUAUUAUAAUUACAAUAAUAAUAAUUACAAUAAUAACAAUAAUAAUAAUAAUAAUAAUAAUAAUAGUAAUAAUAAUAAUAAUUGUAUCAUAAAUAAUCAACCACUAAUAUAACUAGAUAAUAGUCUCCAUCACCAAAAAAUAAAUUUAAAAUACAACUUAAACCACUAAAUCAUUAAUAAUAAUAAAUAGGCUAUAAUUCUUAACAAAAUGGAAAUUUAUCUCUACGUUUAAAGGCCUAAAGACCCUCAGUUGAUAGGGAAUCCUAUGCUCCUGCAGUUUUAGAUCUAAGUAAUUUGGCUCUUGAAUGUUUGAGUCCUAAAUAACGUAAGAAUCGAGCCAAUAGUUUGCAUUCUUAAAAAAGAGUUUAUGCUAAUGAAUUUUAACCAUCAAGAGUGUUGGGAAGUUGUUACAAAAAGUAAUACGAUUCGUUUUAUGUAAAAUGA